GACUGUACUUCCUUCUACAACUCCAAAAAAUCGCAGAAAUACAAUGGUCAAUCCAUUCGUAGAGCAACGAAGACGAGUGUCGAUUUCGAGACCCGGAGCGCCUGGUGUCCCUCCUGUGACGCCUACUUCUACAACAACAGUCAGACCUGUACCUCCACUUGAAACAUCAACAACUGAAGUUAGAGCACGUCCUCGACGUGGUCCACCUGAUGAAAUGCGAAGAGAAACGUCCUCUAGCAGGUCCGUUAUAGCUCGUAGAACAAGUGUAGAAGGGCAGGGGGCUCCGGUAUCAUCUCCUCCAGCUACAACCAGCGACCACUCUCGGAAUCUUCACGGACUACUAGGGCAACCUCCUGUAAUAUCUUCUCCAGACGGAACAACAAGCUCCAGGUUCGCAUCCCUUGCUGCUAGUUUUCAUGCGUUACCCCCUCCUCGUCCUGUAACUCCGAUGCGCACCUGGUCGAAGGAGAGCGGGAACCGAAAAUACCUAGAUCAAGAGUUAGUGGAGCGCGACACCCUGUGGGGUACAGCGACGCAAGCUCGUAGUGUCUUCGUUGACUACGUUUGGCACAGUGACGAGCUGAGCUAUGGAAUGAAGCAGAGGUGGGUGAGAACUCUGACUGGCUAUUUCGACCAUGGACGUGGCUUCCUGCCUCACGAACUGACCGUACAUCUAGGUCCUGAUCUUCCUGGCUACUUGGAAGCGGAGAUCUAUCCGGCAUUGAGGGUGUUUGAAUCUAGGCAAAGACAGAAGCGCCGAGAGCUGGAAAGACGAGCUGGUGUUGGAACAAAGACGACGGCUGCUGGGGCACGAGGACCAGUCGUACCGGCGGCCGUUACAACUGCAGCACAAACACAACAAGCGCAGGUUGCGGUCGAACAAGCAGAAGAGGAGCUCGUACCCCUAGUGAUUCGUGCUGUAGAAGUAACCGAAGAGGAUGCUAGCCGUAGACCUGAAGCAGAUUACUACGACGUUUUCUACGUGAAUCGACACAACGUUCUGGGCUGGCCAUCUUUAGCAGAUUCUUUACGUAUGAAAAGAAAAUCUGUUAUCAUUAUCAAGUUUCUUAAGUAGAAAAGUAUGAUAAUGAUAACAUAUUUUGGUUUCAUAUUACGAGAAAAGAUGAUAUUACAAGAAAAAGAACCUACAACUAGUACUUCCAGUGGUACAACUAUGUCUUCAGAGGGACGACCUCCUGCGCAUGCGCUGCGAGAAGAUCAAAGAGCACCACGACGUAAUAGAGACGAUGCAGUACUAGAUCAUCACCAUGAUGAACUUGACCUUUUCACACAAGGUAUCACACGUCUUUUGGACACAUUGCCAUCGCGGAGUCCUAGGAAAGAACAACUCGCAACUGUGUGUAGCAACUAUCCAAGCAAGCAUGACGGCAUCAGUGGAUUUGGUUUUUAUCCGAGGCUUCUUCUCUACCUGAUUACGACUUGCAUUCUCUUUGUUGCCUUGCCAGCGGCACUCUUGGUCUGGUGGGAGCAUCGGAGUGUGCUAGGACAUUGUUGAAGCAUUUCUGGGCUGAUGCUGAGCAUGUGCGUGUAAUAUACUUAUAGCUGCGUGGUCUAUUCCACGACGAAUUAUGUUGAAGAAGUCACUUCUGCAUGUGCGUGUAAUAAACUUAUAACUGCGUGGUCUAUUCCACGACGAACUAUGCUCAACAAGGAGUUACGUCUUCUUCUUCUAUGACUCCAUGACAAGAUUGAUUCUCAGUACUGUAGAACAAACACAAAGCAUCUUCAAGUAGAGCUGAAAAUCUAGAAUCCAAUAUAAUAGCUACAAAUGGAGGCAUCCAUGAUGUUGAGAGACGCACGUUUACGCACGAUGUUGAGCAACGCAUUUAUGAUGUUGGGAGACGGCGCACGCUUACGCACGAUGUUGAGGGGACCAACGCAUUUAUGAGUUGUUCCAAUAAAAA
This is a messenger RNA of Amoebophrya sp. A25, 1925 nucleotides long. Lineage: Eukaryota; Dinophyceae; Syndiniales; Amoebophryaceae. The record is from the annotation of a GenBank genome assembly.